AUGGAUAACGGGGUGAUGACAAAUAACUAUGACGGGGGGUACACGGAUGGGUAUAUGGAGCAGGAAGAGGAGUGGGAGCGUGAGGGUCUUCUAGACCCGGCAUGGGAGAAGCAACAGAAAAAGACAUUCACAGCAUGGUGCAACAGCCACUUGAGAAAGGCCGGCACUGGCAUUGAAAACAUCGAUGAAGAUUUCAGGAAUGGAUUGAAGCUGAUGUUAUUGCUGGAGGUCAUCUCCGGAGAAACUCUGCCCAAACCUGAUCGUGGCAAGAUGCGCUUCCACAAGAUCGCAAAUGUCAACAAAGCCUUGGACUUCAUCGCAUCUAAAGGCGUAAAAUUGGUAUCGAUCGGUGCCGAAGAAAUCGUUGACGGUAAUCUCAAAAUGACCCUGGGUAUGAUCUGGACCAUCAUUCUCAGGUUCGCCAUCCAGGACAUCUCCGUGGAAGAAAUGACCGCAAAGGAAGGUCUACUGCUUUGGUGUCAACGCAAGACGGCACCUUACAAGAACGUCAACGUGCAGAACUUCCACUUGUCGUUCAAAGAUGGUCUGGCCUUCUGUGCCCUUAUCCACAGACACAGGCCCGACCUGAUCGACUACAGCAAACUGUCCAAGGACAAUCCACUAGAAAACUUGAACACAGCAUUCGAUGUGGCCGAGAAGUAUCUCGACAUUCCCCGCAUGUUGGACCCCGACGACCUCAUAAACACGCCAAAGCCGGACGAACGUGCCAUUAUGACCUAUGUGUCAUGUUACUACCACGCGUUCCAAGGUGCACAACAGGCUGAAACGGCCGCGAACCGUAUCUGCAAGGUUCUCAAAGUCAACCAGGAGAAUGAACGCCUCAUGGAAGAGUACGAGCGUCUCGCCAGCGACCUAUUGGAAUGGAUCCGGCGAACCAUGCCUUGGCUGAACAGCCGUCAAACCGAUAACUCACUUGCUGGGUGCCAGAAAAAGCUGGAGGACUAUCGCACUUACAGGCGUAAGCACAAGCCACCACGUGUUGAACAGAAAGCCAAGCUAGAAACAAACUUCAAUACUCUGCAGACCAAACUACGUCUGAGCAACCGACCUGCUUAUAUGCCCACUGAAGGCAAGAUGGUCUCUGACAUUGCCCAAGCGUGGAAGGGUCUGGAGAUCGCCGAGAAGGCGUUCGAAGAAUGGUUACUUAGCGAGAUGAUGAGACUCGAACGCUUGGAGUACCUCGCGCAGAAGUUCAAGCACAAGGCUGACAUCCAUGAGGACUGGACUAGAGGCAAGGAAGAGAUGCUGCAAUCGCAAGACUUCCGUCAAUGCAAGCUGUACGACAUCAAAGCGCUAAAGAAGAAGCACGAGGCGUUCGAGUCCGACCUGGCCGCACAUCAGGACCGCGUCGAACAAAUUGCCGCCAUUGCUCAAGAGCUCAACACGCUGGAGUACCACGAGGUGGGCGCGGUAAACGCGCGCUGCCAGCGCAUCUGCUCGCAGUGGGACCGGCUGGGCGCGCUCACACAGCGUCGCCGCCUGGCGCUGGACGACGCAGAGCGUGUGCUCGAGCAGAUCGACCUGCUGCAUCUCGAGUUCGCCAAGCGCGCCGCGCCCUUCAACAACUGGUUGGACGGAACUCGCGAAGAUCUCGUGGACAUGUUUAUCGUACACACCAUUGAAGAAAUCUCCGGCCUCAUGGACGCACACGCUCGCUUCAAGGCGACUCUUGGUGAAGCUGACAAGGAGUACCAGGCGAUAGUAAACCUUGUGCACCAAGUAGAAUCUAUCGUGAAGCAACACCAGAUCCCUGGAGGUUUAGAGAAUCCCUACACUACACUUACCGCACACGAGCUGAUGGGCAAGUGGUCGGAUGUACGACAGCUGGUGCCGCAGCGCGACGGCACGCUGGCCGCCGAGCUGCGCAAGCAGCAGAACAACGAGACGCUGCGCCGCCAGUUCGCCGAGAAGGCUAACGCCGUCGGGCCCUGGAUCGAGCGCCAGAUGGACGCCGUCACCGCCAUCGGCAUGGGCCUGCAGGGCUCGUUGGAAGAUCAGCUCCGAAGACUAAAGGAAUACGAAGCGGGCGUAUACGCGUACAAGCCGCACAUCGAAGAACUGGAACGCAUCCACCAGGCUGUGCAAGAGGGCAUGAUCUUCGAGAACAGAUAUUCGCAAUACACAAUGGAGACACUCCGUGUCGGCUGGGAACAACUACUAACGUCCAUCAACCGAACCAUCAACGAAGUGGAGAAUCAGAUUUUAACUCGCGAUUCCAAGGGCAUCACACACGAACAGCUCAACGAAUUCCGUGCCUCCUUCAACCACUUCGACAAGAACCGCACAGGCCGCCUCGCUCCGGAAGAGCUAAAGUCGUGCCUCGUGUCUCUCGGCUACAGCAUUGGAAAGGACAGGCAAGGAGAACUCGACUUCCAGCGCAUACUCGCCGUUGUAGACCCCAACAACACAGGUUACGUCUCAUUCGACGCAUUCUUGGACUUCAUGACAAGGGAAUCCACUGAUACAGACACCGCUGAACAGGUCAUUGACAGCUUCAGGAUCUUAGCUGGUGACAAGCCAUACAUCACGGCGGAGGAGCUGCGGCGCGAGCUGCCACCCGACCAGGCGGAGUACUGCGUGGCGCGCAUGCCGCCCUACCGCGGCCACGGCGCGCCGCCCGGCGCGCUCGACUACAUGGCCUUCUCCACCGCGCUCUACGGCGAGACCGACCUUUAG
Parnassius apollo (apollo) is the source of this 2697-nucleotide messenger RNA. The record is from the annotation of a GenBank genome assembly. Lineage: Eukaryota; Metazoa; Arthropoda; Insecta; Lepidoptera; Papilionidae.